This is a messenger RNA of Priapulus caudatus, 1534 nucleotides long. RefSeq lists its product as uncharacterized. The record is from RefSeq and is a predicted model, not a curated record. Gene Ontology annotation, molecular function: protein dimerization activity. Lineage: Eukaryota; Metazoa; Priapulida; Priapulimorpha; Priapulimorphida; Priapulidae. Bases 1 to 966 code for a protein of 321 amino acids. The transcript has a single exon.
AUGGCAUCUGGUUUGCGAAGUGAUGUUAAGGGAGAUGACGUUGCCAGGUAUAAAGGCUAUCUGAAGAACUUGAAAGCAGCAAAGUUCAUUCUCUACUGCAACAUGUAUUUGGACAUUGUUUGUAAGUUGGCCAUUCUGUCGAAAUCGUUGCAGGGAGAUGAAAAGUCAGUUCCGAGGGUACUUCUCUACAUCGAGACCGCAUUGGACGAGAUCAAGGAGUUGACAGCGACAGAUGGCCCUAAUCUCAACAAGUGCAGAUCCGAGGGUGAUGGUGACGUAGAAUUCGAUGGUGUCGCAUUUGAAAAUGAUCGCUGUGUGAUCAUUGAUGCGAUUGUGCAUGCCAUAAAUCUACGGUUCGACAACUUUGUCAACAGUGACUUGAUCAAGGCCAUGUCCUUCAUUGAUCCAUCAAACUGGCCAGAUGAUAGUGAGACAUUGAAGGACUAUGGCAAUGAUGAUAUAGAUCGCCUAGUGGAUCACUUCCGUGUUCCACUGGAAACGAACAACUGUGACACGUCGGUGAUCCAGUCAGAGUGGCGUCGCCUUAAAAAGGACAUUAGGCGACAUCAUAGCGAACUCAAGUGCCAUAAACUAUGGCAGACUGUUAUUGUCAACAAAGCCGAACAGUAUUCCAACAUUCUUCAUAUUGUCCGGAUUGUUCUUACUAUCCCAAUCUCCACAGCCCAUGUGGAACGAGUGUUUUCGUACGUUAAGCGCAUAUUAGGGGACUGGAGGCAUAGAAUGAAUGUCAAGACAAUGGAGGACCUUGUGCGCAUAUCGCUGGAAGGUGUUCCCCUCAGGGACUUUGAUCCGUUCCCUGUAGUUAAACAGUGGCAGGCGUCUGGCUGUAGGAAACGUCGUCCCUACAUAGCUGCCUAUGGUCCUACUAGGAAAGCCACCACCACUGCGGUCGAAUCAUGUGAAUCCUCUGGUGAUUCGGGCGAUUCAGCUUCUGAUGGCGAGUAGAAGCUGAUGCUUGUGCUAAUGACUCUGUGUGACAAUCACUGUGUGAGUCACUGUGCAAUUUCAACAACCUGUACUGUAGCUAGUUUUUAUAUAAUUCUUGGUAAUCAGACUCUGAUGUUCUUCCCACUCGACUCUGACUUCUACUCACUGUGCAAUUUCUGUAGCUAGUUUAUAUUCUUUGUAUGUUAUAUUUGUAUACUAUAUUUUGUAUAUAUAUGAAUAAAACCCACACUAGUAAAAAUGGUACAAGAAUAUGGUUAAAAUUGAGAGUAAAAUUGGAGAGCACAACGUUUCGAUCUCACUCUAGUGCUCUCCAAUUUUACUCUCAAUUUUAACCAUAUUCUUGUACCAUUUUUACUAGUGUGGGUUUUAUUCAUUACCUAAUUAGUAAUAAUCACCACGGUUCAGUGUGAUUUUACUACUAGUAUUUUGUAUAUAUAUUCUUCAUAUGUUUUCAAUGUUCACUAAGUCACUGUGCAAUUUAAAUCAGAAACCUGUGUAUGCUGCUGAGUCAGUCCCCACUACUGUGCAAUUUAAAUCAAUAUUUCUAUGACAGAUAGUCUUCAAU